AUCUAAAGUCAGUGGACAUCAAACUGUUCAGAUCCAUCAUGGAUCAAACAUCUGGAGAUGAAGAUUUGUUUCCAGGAUUCAGUUCAGUUCAUCAGAAGAGAUCAGAAGCAGAGUCCAGCUGUGUGUCUGUGAAGAGUGACACAUCUAUGAUUGAUCCAUUAAACUUUAAGAGCGGAGAUUCACAGCCUGGAAUCAGAGAUAUCCGACUGGAGUAUCUGAUUGGCGACCUGCAGCAGAAUUCUCGACAACUAAAAUAUGAUGAACUACAGAGAGUCAAAGACCAGCACAAAGCCAUCAUGAAGAAAAAGAAUGAGAGAUUAUUUGAGGGACACAACCUACAAAAGAAUGAUACCCUCCUAAAAAGGAUCUAUACGCAACUGUACAUCAUAGAUGGAGAGAGAGAAGGAGUAAAUGAAGAACAUGAGGUUUUACAGAUGGAGAAAACAGCCAGUACAAAACACUCACAGGACACUCCAAUCGACUGCAAUGACAUAUUUAAAGCUUUACCUAAACCAAGAUGUGAGGAGAAAGAGCAGAUCAAGACUGUUCUUACUAAAGGCAUCGCUGGAAUAGGUAAAACCGUUUCUAUGCAGAAGUUCAUUCUGGACUGGGCCGAGGGAAAAGCCAAUCAGGAUGUAGAUUUCAUGUUUGUGCUUUCAUUUCGAGAGCUGAACUUGAUCCCAGAUCAUCAGUACAGUCUUCACAGACUUCUGCUGGACUUUCAUCCUGAACUUCAAGAUCUGGACUCACAGAUUUACAACCCAAAUUCCGGAAAAGAGUGUAAAGUUGUGUUCAUCUUUGAUGGUCUGGAUGAAAGCAGAAUCACACUGAUGUUUUCAGACGCUCAGAAAGUUUGUGAUGUGACUGAGACUUCAUCAGUGGCUGUGUUGAUGUCAAAGCUCAUGAAAGGAGAGCUGCUUCCCUCUGCUCUCAUCUGGAUCACCUCCAGACCAGCAGCAGCCAAUCAGAUCCCCUCCAAAUACAUCCACCGUCUGACAGAAAUUCAGGGAUUCACUGAGCCUCAGAAGGAGGAAUAUUUCAGGAAGAGAAUCAGUGAUGAGCAUCAAGCCAGCAGAAUCAUCUCACACAUCAGAAGAGCAAGAAGCCUCCACAUCAUGUGCCACAUCCCCGUCUUCUGCUGGAUCUCAUCCACUGUGCUUCAGAAGCUCCUGGAAGAAGAUCUGAGAGCAGAAAUCCCUCAAACUCUGACUGAAAUGUACAUCCACUUCCUGCUGAUUCAGAUCAACACGAGAAACAUGAAGUAUGAAGAAAGAGAUCCAGAGAAACUCCUGCAGUCCAACAGACAACUGAUUGUGAAACUUGCUGAAGUGGCUUUCAAACAGCUGAUAAAGGGCAAUAUGAUGUUCUAUGAGGAGGACCUGAUUGAGAGCAGCAUAGACGUCACUGAUGGCUCACUAUAUUCUGGGAUGUGCACUGAGAUCUUUAAGCAGGAAUCUGUGAUUCAUCAGAGGAAAGUCUACAGCUUCAUUCAUCUGAGCGUUCAGGAGUUUCUUGCUGCUUUCUAUGUGUUUUACUGCUAUUUAACAAAGAACAAGGAACCACUGCAGUUUCUGGUUGAACAAACACAUAACUAUGGAUCUGACUAUCGAUAUGGUAACCAUAUGUCUGAUGAACUCUAUCUGUUUGAUCUACUAAUCUCAGCAAUACAUAAAGCCAUUGGGAGUGAGAAUGGACAGCUGGAUCUGUUCCUGCGGUUCCUGCUGGGCGUCUCACUGGAGUCCAAUCAGAGACUCUUACAGGAUCUACUGACACACACAGAGAACAGCUCAGAGACCAUCAGAGAAACCACACAGUUCAUUAAAGAGAAGAUCAAAGAUGGAUAUGGAUUCUCCACUGAAAGAUCCAUAAAUUUGUACCUCUGCCUGUUGGAAGUAAAAGAUCAGACUCUGUCCAGAGAGAUUCAGGAGUUUGUGAAAUCAGGCAAAUACAUAGAGAAAAAACUCUCUCUUGCUCAGUGCUCAACAAUCGCCUACAUGCUUCAGAUGUCAGAGGAGCCACUUGAUGAACUGAACACCAUGAAAUGCAACACAUCAGAUGAGGGGAAAAGAAGACUGAUACCAGCUGUGAUCAACUGCAAGAAAGCUCUGUGAGUUUUAAUCCUUAAAA
Carassius carassius (crucian carp) is the source of this 2127-nucleotide messenger RNA. Its product is annotated as protein NLRC3-like. The record is from RefSeq and is a predicted model, not a curated record. Lineage: Eukaryota; Metazoa; Chordata; Actinopteri; Cypriniformes; Cyprinidae. Bases 39 to 2111 code for a protein of 690 amino acids. The transcript is spliced from 4 exons.